CUGAGUCAUGGACUUCCCCUGGCCCCUCCUCUCCCGCCGCCCCUCCCUCUCCGGGCCCCCCCGCCGGGGCUAAGGCGGGCGCGGCGCUCGGGCCCAGGGGGUGGGGCUGCCGGGCAUGGCUGCGCCCCCAUCGGCUCCUCUGCCGUGCUCGCCUUUUUACCUGCGGGGGCAGGCGCCGGGCCCGCGCUGCCCAUGGGGCAUGGAGGAGAAGGCGGCGGCCGGCGCGGGCUGCGCGGAGCCGCCGGGCCCCCAGAGGGCCGCCGCCGUCCCGUGCUUCGGCAUCUGCGUGGACCAGGACGACAUCCUGCCCGGCGCCCUGCGCCUCAUCCAGGAGCUGCGGCCGCACUGGGAGCCCGAGCAAGUUCGGACCAAGCGCUUCACCGAUGGCAUCACCAACAAGCUGGUGGCCUGCUACGUGGAGGAGGAUAUGCGGGACUGUGUGCUGGUCCGGGUGUACGGGGAGCGCACGGAGCUGCUGGUGGACCGGGAGAAUGAGGUCAGGAACUUCCAGCUGCUGCGAGCACACGGCUGCGCCCCCAAGCUCUACUGCACCUUCCAGAAUGGGCUGUGCUACGAGUACAUGCAAGGCGUGGCGCUGGGGCCCGAGCACAUCCGGGAGCCCCGGCUCUUCAGGUUAAUCGCCUUAGAAAUGGCCAAGAUUCACACGAUCCACACCAAUGGCAGCCUGCCCAAGCCUACCCUCUGGUACAAGAUGCACAAUUAUUUCACACUUGUGAGGAACGAGAUCAACCCCAGCCUCUCUGCAGGUGUCCCUAAGGUGGAGGUGCUGGAGUGGGAGCUGGCCUGGCUGAAGGAGCACCUGUCCCAGCUGGACUCCCCCGUGGUGUUUUGUCACAACGACCUGCUCUGCAAGAACAUCAUCUAUGACAGCGCCAAAGGUCACGUCCGGUUCAUCGACUACGAGUAUGCCGGCUACAACUACCAGGCCUUUGACAUUGGCAACCAUUUCAAUGAGUUUGCAGCGCUCCGCCCUGCUCCCGGCAGGUGUGAACGAGGUGGAUUACUGCCGGUACCCGGCCCGCGAGACCCAGCUGCAGUGGCUGCACUACUACCUGCAGGCGCAGAAGGAGACGGCCGUGACCCCCAGGGAGGUGGAGCGGCUCUACGUGCAAGUCAACAAGUUUGCCCUGGCAUCUCACUUCUUCUGGGCUCUCUGGGCCCUCAUCCAGAACCAGUACUCCACCAUCGACUUCGACUUCCUCAGGUACGCAGUGAUCCGAUUCAACCAGUACUUCAAGGUGAAGCCUCAAGUCUCGGCCUUGGAGAUGCCAAAGUGACCAGCCUCGCCCGUCUGCCUGGCCAGCUUUGCUCCCCGGGCCCCGCUCUGCUCCGGGGGCCUCACCCCUGGACAAGGUGGGAGAGGGGACGGGGCAGGGGGCGGGGUCCAGGGAGAAGGCUCUGUCCCUGCCGCCAGCCCCCAGUGGCUGCUACUGAAGACCUCAUUCUCCUGUUGGGAGGGGCGGACAGGACCCAGCCCCCCCCCCCAGGGGGGUCCCCUGCCCCUCACCAGGCACAGGAGAAAGUGCCUGCGGCCAGACCGACCCAGAACCCCGGGGAAGCACACCCGUCCGUCCCAGCCCUCGCUGGAACCUGGGCUGCCUUAGACACGUCUGCCCCUGCCUGGCCUGGGGCCAGGGCGCCUUACUACCUCCAGUGCCCCAGCCUCCAGCCUGUCUCCCUUUGCAUGGCCCACACCAGCAUCAGCCAGCUCUGCCCGACGGGGGCGGGGGCCAAAACCAGGCAGCCCCCUUCUCUGAGGCCCUCAGCUCCAGCCCACCCCCUCCCCACACCCCAGCCCAAGGAACCAUGCCCCUCCCCGCCACAGGUCCCUGCUGGGGGCAGGGAGGGCGUGGUGGCCAGUGCCUGUGCCAGUUGCCUCCUGCCCAAGGACCUCUCCUCCUCCCCUGGGGGCAGGCUCUGAUGGUGCCAGUGCUGACCUAGCCCCACGGCCCCUGGCGCUCACCAGCCUCCACCUCCAGUCCUCACAGCUCCUGGGGUGCCCUCCAGGCUGUGGCCUAUAAAGUGAUUCAUUUGUAAA
Molecule: messenger RNA, 2059 nt
Organism: Lepus europaeus (European hare)
Lineage: Eukaryota; Metazoa; Chordata; Mammalia; Lagomorpha; Leporidae
Gene: ETNK2
Product: ethanolamine kinase 2
Exons: 8
Coding region: 116-1942 (608 amino acids)
Biological process (GO): phosphatidylethanolamine biosynthetic process
Cellular component (GO): cytoplasm
Molecular function (GO): ethanolamine kinase activity
Source: RefSeq, a predicted model, not a curated record